This is a messenger RNA of Magallana angulata, 879 nucleotides long. RefSeq lists its product as uncharacterized. NCBI's taxonomy places the organism in Eukaryota, Metazoa, Mollusca, Bivalvia, Ostreida, Ostreidae. The coding region runs from base 1 to 879 and encodes 292 amino acids. The transcript is spliced from 6 exons. The record is from RefSeq and is a predicted model, not a curated record.
AUGACCUUGACCUUUAACCUCUAUGUCAUUUUGUUUGAUCAAGGUCGAUGUCCACUUGACGCUGACAACAGUUUGGUCACAAGUUGUGAAGGGUUAACGAAAUAUGGGUCAUUUCUUUACGUGGAUUUCAAUCAAAUAAAUCGUCCAUGUACAUGCAUAGUGACCACGAUGUUUGUUGGUGAAUUGCUUGUGAUAGCUUGGGAAGUAGAUGUACCAGUAUGCAAUACGCAAAUUGCCAUUGACAAAAAGUUUAUUAUGGGUUGCCCAUUACAAUACUUUUCAUCUCUGAUGUUAGACGUCCAAAUGAAUCAAUCAGUGGAUGUAAGAGCAGAAUACAAAUUACCAUCUACACCAGGGACAUUCUAUCAUUGUAUAAGAUUUCAACAAAACGCCGGAUUAAAUGGUAAUCUUAGUGUCGCAUGUGGACGUCCCCUUAAUGCAGUGUCAACAACAACAAAAACCACAAUAACAACAACUUUAACAACUUCUUCAUGGUUAUCGAGACAAUCUUCUAUGGUUUCGGAACCGACAUCUUCAUUAAUCCACAAUGAUGUUAAUGUCACCGAGACCACUUCUAUGUCAAAAGAAUGUAUAUGUGGUCACAAAGAUGACGUUUCUGGUGAGUCACUUUUAUCCUUACAAAUCCCUUUGGCUGUAUUUGUGGUAAUUUCUAUUGUUUCAACAAUAAUGAAUAUAUACUUCUAUAUUCACAUCAAAUUGAGGGAAAAUUCUGGAUCAAAAACAUCGAAUAUAAUAAAACACCUUCGAACUGGAGCUGAAACAACGGCUGAAACCUACACAGAAUUUGGAAAUACGGUAUCGGAAAAUCAGUACGAUUCCCUCUCAGGCAAAGAUAACUAUAUAAACAUCAAUGUUUAA